This is a messenger RNA of Oldenlandia corymbosa var. corymbosa, 1017 nucleotides long. Lineage: Eukaryota; Viridiplantae; Streptophyta; Magnoliopsida; Gentianales; Rubiaceae. The record is from the annotation of a GenBank genome assembly.
UUGCGGAAAUCCAAAUAUUUACAAGAAGCAAAUUCAAUUCCACCAAAUAUGGCCUCUCUCAAUAACUAUAACUACCCAUAUUUUUCCCCUCCACCCCCAACCCACCCCAUUACUCCACCACCACCUCCUCAUGUCAUUCCACUGCCACCGGCCCACCCGGUCAGCCCGCCACCACCACCGGUCCACCCGGUCUACCCAUCACCGCCUCCGCCCCAUUUUCCACCACCACAUCCACACCCCAUCAUUCCACCACCACCCCAUGUCCUCCCACCACCACCGCCAUCACCACAUCAUCAUACAAUCAUCAUCAUAAUAGUGGUAUCAUGCGGCGGCCUUUUUCUCCUCGCAUGCGCUUUCGCAGCCCUUUGUUGCUUCUUGAAGAAGAAGAAGAAGAAGAGCGUCGAGAAAACCGAGAUCAUCGACAUUGAUGAACAUUUGAAGGUGAAGGAAGCCAUUGUUCAAGGGCCUCAUGGAACUAAAACUGUGGUCCUUUCAGUUGAUGAUGAUGUUCAUAUUAAUGAAAUGGAUAUCAUCAAGGAGAAAACUAAAAGUUUAAGUGGUGAACAACAGCAAAAGAUGCAUGCAAUUGCGAAAAAUGAAGAAAUCACUCCAAGUGAUCUUGAAGAAGGGACAGCUUCUUCUUCUGGUCUAAACCCUAAUCAUCAUUCCAAGCAAAAUUCCUGAUGGAAUUAUGGUUCCAUGAGAGAUUACAAAAGCUUUCCAAAAAAUCAUUUCCAGAAGUUCUUGAAUUUGACUUAUCGUAAUUCUUUAAUUGUUUUUCAAUUUGAUGGCAGAAUGUUUAUCAUUCUUGUAAUUGAUGUCAAAUAAGCAACACCAUGAGUUGACAUUAUUGUACUGUUACCUGACAAAAACCAAUAUUAAUUCUUCCUAUUAUUAGAGUCUUCAUAGUAUAAAUUUAUCUAUACUUAUCUUGGUACAAUUUAUAUGCAAGCAUUACUAUAUUGAAACUAUUUAAAUUGAUCUAAUAUAUACUUAUUACUGAUUCUCAUGCACGAU